Poecilia reticulata (guppy) is the source of this 1168-nucleotide messenger RNA. The record is from RefSeq and is a predicted model, not a curated record. Lineage: Eukaryota; Metazoa; Chordata; Actinopteri; Cyprinodontiformes; Poeciliidae.
CCGCAGCUGCGCUGCGUGUCUGAGGGAGAACUGCGGCGUUUGCACGUUCUGCCGUGACAUGAGGAAGUUCGGCGGUCCGUCCCGCAUGAAGCAGAAGUGUGUGAGGCGCCGCUGCCUGAUGCUGAGCUCCCGCAAGCAGCCGACCAGGCUGCAGAACCGACCCGGGGACCAGAGGGAGCCGUCCGACCCGGUUCGACCCGGAGACGACACCGACUCUCCGGACGCCCAGCAGGACGGCGUCCUCCACUGGGGACACGAGAGGACGGCAGGAAGGCGGGAGGAGGUGAGGAAGAGGAUUUGGAUGAAGAGGAUGAAGAGGAGGCGGGGCCAGAGUUGCGGAGCCUCCGAGACUCGGAACGGCUGGAUCGGUCCGCUGAUGAAGAGCGAGGAAGAGGAGACGCCGUUGUCCCACUGCCGCCAGUUGACUGGAGCCAGUGGGACCAGUUCAGCCCCGACUGGGACUCACCUGCAGUGGAACCUGACCCUGGACAGCUGCCACCUGUCCUCCGCCAUCCUCUCUGACUCCGCCCUCACCUGUCUGUCCGGCCUGCUGCCUCAGGACGGAUCCGUCCUCCACGUGUCCACAGGCCUCACCCUCAUCCCUCAUCCUCUUCCUCACUCUGCUGCCGUCCAAUCACCCGAACCGAAGGAGGAGGAGCAGCCAAUCAGCAUCGAGCUUUACGGCAGGGAGGCGGAGCUUUGGACCGGGACGUCUGAGGAGGGCAAGUUCUACGACGUGGAGGUGGAGCUGCCGGACCCAGAGUCCGACCCGAACACCAUGACGACAUCAUCACCGACACGCUCUGACAUCACCGCUGACAUCACCUGCAGGCGGCCCGACUUUAUCUCAUUGGAACCGCAGGGGUUCUGCCUGCUGGGGGGUGGAGCCAGGCGCGCAGGGGGGCGGGGCUUGUUCCAUCUGCUGAAGGCCCUGAGGAGGACGGUGCUGCCGGCGCAUUGGGUCGCCGUGAUGGCUGCCGGACCGGAGCUGCAGCUGCUGCAGGUUCAGGCGGCGUCCCGUCGGYUGCYKCUCCGCUCCGCAGACUGCCACCUGCUGGUGGCUCCGCCCUUCCACACCUGCCUGCCGUGCCUGCUGGAGGAGGAGGAGGAGGAGGAAGAGGAGGGUGAAGAUGAAGAUGGAGCCAUGGUGGAGGAGUUCCAGUGUUAA